AUGAGGAGUAUUUCUACAAGAGAGAAGAUCCUUGUCGUCAUCAUUGGGGCGAUUAUCGCAUGGUUGCUGCGAAGAUAUGUGUUGAGGGUCGGGCAUUUUUCUAAUUUCGGACGGAAGUGUGGGGGAGAAAACACGUCUGUUGGGAAAAGGAGGGAAAAGGUGCGGCUGGUGCCGAGGAAAGUCGACCUUUUUGUCCAGAAGGCCCAGGAACAAGGUGCGGCGGCAACAGAGAUGGCAGAUAUUGUACGUCUUUUUCCAAGACGGUUUGAACUUUUGGGUCACGUGGUUGUCGUGAAGCUCAACCCCGGUGUGGCACAGGAGGAGUUCGCGUGCUACGCCAAGGCAUUUGCCGAGUCCUUUUUCCCGCGUGUUGUCGAUGUUGUGUUGCUCGACACGGAGGGCAUCACUGGGGAGCUGCGGCUACCAAAAUUAGUUACGCUGUGGGCAAAAGAGGCGACUCUUAUAACAAUGCCGAGAGAAUCCCUAAAAUACGCGCUGAAACAGUUCAAAGAGCCGUCGUAUAUUUUGUCGGAGGAUUUGAAGCAGUUUGAGGCCUACGCGGAUUCACCGACGUUUACAACACAUGUGGAGAAUGGCAUCCGAUAUAGUUUUGACGUCUGCAAGGUGAUGUUCUGCAGCGGCAAUGGGACGGAGCGGAUGCACUUUGCCACCAUUGAGGCACGAGAUGAAGUGGUGGUGGACAUGUUUGCGGGUAUCGGUUACUUCACAUUACCCCUUGCGGUGUUCGGCUUUGUGAAAGUUAUUCAUGCAUUGGAAAAGAAUGCGACAAGCGCGGGGUUUUUGAAGUACAACGCACUUCAAAACCGGGUCGGGCACUUGAUCCGCACUUACUGUGGUGAUAAUAGGGAGGUGGCAUCGGAGCUGUGUGGCCAGUGUGAUCGGGUGCUCAUGGGGUACAUCCCGUCGUGCACGGCCUUUUUGCCGCGAGCCAUUUCCUUCUUGAAACAAUCGCCGCAUGGGGACCCUGUUGGCACGAUUCAUUAUCACUUUUUAUCGGAUAAGAAGACUGCUGAGGAGACAGCCAAGCAACACAUUCGAUCGGAGUUGGGUGAGCAUGUCACGUCUUUGAUGCACAUCAUCGCGCUGCGCACGGUAAAGUCGUACGCACCAAAGAUCUUCCAUCAUGUGGCGGAUAUUCGGUUUGAGGCGUCGUGA
Trypanosoma cruzi is the source of this 1176-nucleotide messenger RNA. RefSeq lists its product as uncharacterized. Lineage: Eukaryota; Euglenozoa; Kinetoplastea; Trypanosomatida; Trypanosomatidae. The record is from RefSeq and is a predicted model, not a curated record. Gene Ontology annotation, molecular function: tRNA methyltransferase activity. Gene Ontology annotation, biological process: tRNA methylation. Gene Ontology annotation, cellular component: cytoplasm. The transcript has a single exon. Bases 1 to 1176 code for a protein of 391 amino acids.